AUUAACUAGUCAAACCUGAAAAGAGGCGCCCAGCCAAUAGACCGGUACAAAGUUUCCGGGGAGAAUACCUAGAAUCAUCAAGAGUCGCAAGGCGGAAGACCCGCGCGCCGCAGUCCCCGGGCAAACAGAUAAUCCGAAAACCUCCGAACAAGCAAGAUUGGGAACCACGGGGCCGUGAUUCGCCGGGUAAUCAUCAUUCAAUCGAACCUCACGACCGUCCAUUUCGCUGGUGUUGGGUUGCAGUUGGAUUUCUCCCCACUGCGUGUCGCAAUUCAAUUCCUUUCCUCCCUACCGCACCGUAUCACCGCAGCCGGUCCGCGAUCAUGGUUCACAAAGUCCUCUUCUGGGGCGGCUUCGGCAUCGCCGUCCGCCUCUGGCAACUCGGCAUCGAAAUGCGUCCCAUCCUCGCCAAAGAAUCCCUCUGGGUGUACCCUCUCUUCGCCGGCGUCGGAGGAAGCUUCGGAUACUGGCUCCAGGGCGUCGAGAACCGCCAAUUGAAGAUCCUUGCACAGCGGAGGGAAGCUAUUCUGGAGAAGCGCAGACGGAGGGAUGAGGGAAAGGUUGGCGGUGCUGAGGAGGGUAUUUUGGCCGCGGCGGCGUGA
Molecule: messenger RNA, 602 nt
Organism: Aspergillus ibericus CBS 121593
Lineage: Eukaryota; Fungi; Ascomycota; Eurotiomycetes; Eurotiales; Aspergillaceae
Product: putative NADH-ubiquinone oxidoreductase 14 kDa subunit
Exons: 2
Coding region: 324-602 (92 amino acids)
Source: RefSeq, a predicted model, not a curated record